CUAAUUAACCAAAAAUAAGUUGGUGAACUACUGAUGAAUGCUUGUUGACGAUCCGAGGCAGUCAAUGCGAUACCGAAGUGCUACUCUCUCUCUUCUCCGUUGUAGUCAUAGUCUAUACUCUCUUUGGCUGUGGCAUUCGCAAGAACACAGGCAUGGGGUUCAUGAACCUCAUUUGCCCUAAUUCUCCCUAUGUUUGGGAUGGAAAUGGAUUCUCAGAGUGUUUCAGCAACAUGGUGCUAGGUUUUGGAAUCAAUAUAAUGACUUUGGUUAUGAUCACUGUACUUGGAAUUACUAAAAGGACUGCCGGAGGAACUGGGAGGAUAUACUUUUUAGAGAAGGUUUUUCUGCGUGCUAUACCUGCUCUCGGAGCUUUUGUGGCAUUUUUUGACAUGGCUUUGGGUUUGAAGGAAGCACUUAAUGGUUACAAUAGUCCAUAUCAUGACUGGCUUUUUAGAGGUUCUCAAUGCUUGAUAUGGGUUACCAUUCUACUCAUCUCAAACUGUAACAACUGGCUUGCUACUUUAUGCAACCGGAUCUUGUGCUUUUGGUGGGUCAUGAAACCAUUAUUGGGAAUCCCUUUUCUGCAAACAGCUUUUUCUUCACAAGAGGCUUUAAGAUGUCUUAAAGAGAGUUGUGUUCUUUCAGUGGAUAUCCUGUUUGGCAUCUGCAUUAACAUUAUCAGAAUAAAGCGGACAUCUCCCACAAGCAGAAAAUAUAGUUCUGUGGAUGAGCCACUUCUCUCCUGUGGCAUGGACAUUGAAGAAGGUCGUUUUAAGGAUUCCGCAAUUGGUCAUGGCGUUUGGCAUCUCAUGACAUUCAAAUCUAUCAAUUCUGUAAUGGAACAAGGCGCGAUAAAGCAGCUUGACUUUGAAGAUUUGCUUCAGCUACCCAAUGAUAUGGAUCCUUCUUCCAGCCUUAAUACACUGCUAAGCUCUUGGCAAACUCAACAAAGAAAUAACUGCUCUCAUCCUUCCUUCUUUAGAGCAAUAUUUACUGCGUAUGGAUGGCCAUAUCUACGUCUAGGUGCGUUAAAGGUGCUUAAUGAUUGUAUGGGUUUUGUGGGACCACUGCUUCUCAAUCAGCUGCUUCAAUUUCUUCAACAAGGUUCUCAGCAUCUUGAUGGUUAUAUCCUUGCAAUUUCCUUGGGUCUUACAUCUGUAUUAAAGUCCUUCCUUGAUACACAAUAUACUUUUCAUCUUUCCAAACUAAAGCUGAAGAUGCGAUCUAGUGUUAUGACCGUUAUCUAUCGAAAGUGCCUAUGCGUUAGCCUGGCAGAAAGGUCAAAAUUUUCUGAAGGGGAAAUUCAGACGUUCAUGUCUAUAGAUGCUGAUCGAACUGUCAACUUGUUUAACAGUCUUUAUGAUAUGUGGAGCUUGCCUUUUCAAAUUGGAGUUGCAUUGUUUCUACUGUAUACACAGGUCAAGUAUGCUUUUCUUUCUGGAAUUGCGAUUACCAUCUUGUUAAUACCAGUGAAUAGAUGGAUUGCUAAAUUGAUUGCAAGUGCGACCAACAAAAUGAUGGAGCAAAAGGAUGAGAGGAUUAGAAGGACAGGAGAAAUUUUGACUUCUAUGCGCACUUUGAAAAUGUAUGCAUGGGAACUUCUUUUUACUAGUUGGUUGACGGAGACCCGAUCAUCGGAAGUGAAACACUUAUCGACUCGGAAGUAUUUGGAUGCAUGGUGUGUAUUCUUUUGGGCAACAACACCAACUCUUUUCUCUUUGUUCACAUUUGGUCUCUAUUCAUUGAUGGGGAACCAACUUGAUGCGGCAACGGUUUUCACUUGUCUUGCUCUGUUUAAUAGUUUGAUCUCCCCGCUAAAUUCAUUCCCUUGGGUCAUUAAUGGGUUGAUUGAUGCCAUUAUAUCUACCAAGCGGUUGAGCAGGUUCCUCUCCUGCUCUGAGAAUGAACCUGAUCUGGGACAGACAGGCAAGUCUCCACCAUCGUCUAGCUCGGAAGACCAGUCUGAUAUGGCUAUUGUCAUCCGUGAUGCAUGUUGUACAUGGUCAACCAAUGAUGAGCAGGAACGAGAUAUGAUAUUGCAUCAUGUGACUCUACACCUUCCCAAAGGUUCUUUGGUUGCAGUUAUUGGCGAGGUUGGCUCGGGUAAAUCAUCCUUGUUAAAUUUGAUUCUGGGAGAAAUGAGGCUCAUCAAUGGAUCAAUACAUUCAAGUGGAUCUAUAGCAUAUGUACCACAGGUCCCAUGGAUUCUUUCUGGAACACUUCGUGAUAAUAUUCUGUUUGGGAAGGAUUACGAUCCAAGAAGAUACUCGGAUGUGUUACAGGCAUGUGCACUUAAAUUCGAUAUUUCACAAAUGGUUGGAGGUGAUAUGACUUAUAUUGGCGAGAAAGGAGUCAACUUAUCAGGUGGACAGCGAGCUCGUCUUGCUCUGGCCAGGGCUAUUUAUUAUGGCUCCGAUAUAAUCAUGCUUGAUGAUGUCCUCAGUGCAGUUGAUGCACAAGUUGCUUGCUGGAUUUUAUAUGAAGCCAUUCUUGGUCCUCUUAUGAGCCAACAGACACGCAUUCUUUGUACUCAUAAUGUCCAGGCAAUAUCUUCUGCUGAUAUAAUUGUUGUAAUGGAUAAAGGACAUGUGAACUGGGUGGGAAGUUCAGCUGACUUGUCGAUUUCAUCUUUGGCAUUCUCUUCACUUAAAGAAUUCAACAUAUCUUCUCAAGUUCAGACAAUUGAAACAAGUGGAAAUACUUCCACUGAAACCAAAGAAAAUGUUAUUUCAGAGAGUGAUUGUAUACAUGUUUCUGAGGGAGAAGAACAGGUUAUUGAAGGUGAGCAAAGGAAAGAAGGCAGAGUUGAACUUAACGUAUACAAACAUUAUGCUGCAUUUGCUGGUUGGACUAUUACAAUUGUAACAUGCCUCUCAGCAAUAUUGAUGCAAGCUUCUCGAAAUGGCAAUGAUCUGUGGCUGUCAUAUUGGGUUGAUACAACUGGAAGUGAUAAAAAAGGCUAUCCCACAUCCUUUUAUCUGAUUGUACUCUGCAUCUUCUCUGCUGCCAAUUCAGUGCUAACAUUGACGAGGGCAUUCUCAUUUGCAUUUGGCGGUUUACGUGCAGCUAUUCAGGUGCACGAUAGACUGCUAAACAAACUUAUGGAUGCACCUAUUAACUUCUUUGAUCAGACACCAAGUGGAAGAAUUCUUAACAGGUUUUCUUCAGAUCUUUAUACCAUUGAUGACGAUGUCGCUCUUCCAUUUAUUCUCAACAGUCUCCUGGCCAAUUUUGUUGGCCUCUUGGGGAUUGCUAUUGUUUUGUCAUAUGUGCAGGUCAUGUUUUUGCUUUUAUUAUUGCCGUUUUGGUAUAUCUACAGUAAACUGCAGUUCUACUACAGGUCAACGUCGCGCGAGUUGCGGAGGCUAGACGGUGUUUCUCGUUCACCAAUUUAUGCUUCAUUUACAGAGACAUUGGAUGGAUCCUCAACUAUAAGGGCAUUCAAGUCUGAGGACUUUUUUAUGGCCAGGUUUACUGGGAACGUGACAUUGUAUCAGCGAACUUCUUACUCAGAGAUAAUAGCAAGUUUGUGGCUCUCCCUGCGCCUUCAGUUGUUAGCAGCAUUUGUUAUCUCAUUUGUUGCUGUGAUGGCUGUUGUUGGAUCUCAAGAUAAAUUUCCUAUUAGUAUGGGUAGCCCUGGGCUGGUAGGCUUGGCUCUUUCUUAUGCAGCCCCAGUUGUGGCUUUGUUAGGAAGUUUUUUAACAAGUUUCACUGAAACAGAGAAGGAAAUGGUAUCUGUUGAGAGAGUUCUUCAGUAUAUGGACAUCCCUCGAGAAGAACUAGAUGGAUGCCAACAAUUAGAACCAGAUUGGCCACUUCAAGGACAGAUUGAGUUUCAAAAUGUAACUCUGAGAUAUAUGCCAUCUUUGCCCGCUGCAUUGAAAGAUGUCAGUUUUGUCAUUGCUGGGGGCAUGCAGGUUGGAAUUGUUGGAAGAACUGGGGCAGGAAAAUCUAGUAUCUUGAAUGCCAUUUUCCGCCUGAACCCGAUAUGUCAAGGAUGUAUUUUGGUGGAUAGCAUAAACAUAGCUGAUGUUCCUGUAAGAUAUCUUCGCUCCCAUUUUGCUGUUGUUCCACAGAGUCCGUUCUUGUUUGAGGGAACCCUAAGGACUAAUCUAGAUCCAUUUCGGGCAAAUGAUGACUUCAAAAUUUGGAAGGUUCUAGAAAAAUGUCAUGUCAAGGAAGAAGUUGAAGCAUCCGGGGGACUAGACAUUCACGUAAAAGAAUCUGGAACAUCAUUUUCUGUUGGUCAACGACAGCUUCUUUGCCUUGCACGUGCACUUCUCAAGUCUUCUAAGGUACUUUGUCUGGAUGAAUGCACAGCCAAUGUAGACACUCAAACAGCUUCAAAACUACAGAACGCCAUAGCCAGUGAAUGCAGGGGCAUGACAGUGAUCACAAUUGCUCACCGCAUUUCCACAGUUUUGAACAUGGACAAUAUCCUGAUUCUUGAUCAAGGGAUCCUGAUCGAACAAGGAAACCCUCAGAUUCUUCUACAAGAUGAACAAUCCAGAUUUUCAAGUUUUGCAAAAGCCUCCACAAUGUGAAAAAUGCCGGGAUCGUGAGGUCUAUCACAAGUUGUGUUCUAUAGAAGACGUGUCUGUUGUAUCAUUCAGAAUUGCUGAGUCUCGGUUUCUAACUCGACUGCUCACCAACAUAUUGUAACUGAGAUACAGUGGCUGUAGUAUUUGGAUUUUUAGGGGCCGGAAUUUCGAGCUGUUCUGAUUCUGGCUGUGGACUUAUUGUACUGAUAUCAGGAUUUGUUGUUUGAUCAUUAGGUAAUUGUAUUUUGCUCUAAAUGACAUCUUUUAUCUGUAGCUUUUUGCCAUGAUUCUGUCUUUGGCAUCUGGGGAAAUUACGGGGUGGUUCUCAA
Camellia sinensis is the source of this 4870-nucleotide messenger RNA. The record is from RefSeq and is a predicted model, not a curated record. NCBI's taxonomy places the organism in Eukaryota, Viridiplantae, Streptophyta, Magnoliopsida, Ericales, Theaceae.